AUGGCCAUGGACCCGGGAGCGCGAGGCUCGAUCGGGGACUGGGCGCGGCGCGCUCAAGAAGCCAUAGGAGACGCAGUGAGGCGAUUGUUCCCGGACGUAGCAGCCCCGGAAGACCCAGGACCAGUCGUGAGCCAAUGGCGCCGGGUGCCCGAUCAUGAGCCUUACAUGCCCGAGUGGACGGACCCGGAAUGGUCGCCGAGGGUACAGUUCUCGGGGACGGGGAAGCAGCAAAGGGACGUCUACGUGACAACGGGGGAGACCAUGAGGCCUGCGAUUCUUCGCAGAGAUGAGGACAAAAACCCGACGGACUUUGCUCGACGCUUCGGCAUCUAUCCCAAGACCCGGCCAAACGAUCCAGACCCGGCCAUAGGUCGAUCUCUCGUCACUCCAACGAUACCCAGACCCGAUCAAGCCACGGUGGGCGGCGCGUACACAUUUGGAGAGGCAGAGGCCUGGCAGGCAUUCGUUUUCCUUGGCCCGACGACCGAAGAGAUGAUAGACCGUGGAAUAUAUCUUCCGGAUUACGAAUCUAACGAGCCCGGCCUAGAAGGGGACUUGCACCCUCUCUUGGUGAGGGGCAGAUGGACGCCUGCAGAACGGUUCAAUUGGAAUAGAUUUAUCCCUGACUAUCGAUGGAAGUUUGGUGAUGAAGAAGGGUACUACAGAACUGACGCGCAAGGUCUCACUUUUACCUUUGGUUUACAUGUUGACCAUGACCGAAGUGAUCGCAUUGCUAUAGUUAUCCACCCCUCCAUCGUAUGGCAAUUGUUGACGGCGGAAUUCCCCGAGGCUCGAAUGGCGACUACAUUCAAUUUAGCUUCAACGAUACUCCACGAGCUGACCCGGGCGCGCGCAUAUAUAUGGGACCCUGGUAGGAGGCCAUUGAUUCUUAGAGUCCAGGCUGAGAAGGAAUAUUAUACUUCCAGGAUUGUCCACAAUCUCUGGGGCACUAUUCCGCAAAUUGGCCAUUGGAGGACGGACGCGGCAGGGCUCACCCCGCUGAGACCCUUCGUCGUCGGCACGUCCUGGCCCUCGAGCCACCUCGCCGUAGACCUACAGCACAGGGACGUCGACAGGUCCUUCUAUGCCCCGUAUGCCACAAGAGACUAUACUGGCUUUUUGUUAGAACCUCCUGCUCCCGUCUUCGAUCAAGACCGGCCAAUACCAAUCGUCGACUACGCACGGUUCUCCCACGAGUCCUUUUGGCACAACCAAUUCGCGAAGUAUGGCCAUCAGGCGUUGAAACUCUUCCCAGCACCAGACGCAUUGGUGAUCUUGCACCCACGUGGAAACCGUCUCCUGAGGACUGAAAUAAUCCGUGAGCUGGGCGAUGAAGACUAUCGCUACUUCGGCACCAAGGUUCUUCCCAUGUUGAGGAACCUACAGCAAACCUUACUGGCCGACUGGCUGACCUUGGAAACGAACGACCUCGUGUUGGAGCAAGUGACACACCACCGGCUCCACUACGAGGCCAGGACUUGGAUAAGGACAUAUGGGGACAUAAUCGCCAUACUUGACAGAACGAUAUUCGACAUCAACCGAAUCGGUGGCGAAAUGACACUCAGGACAUCACAAUAUCGGCAGAAUUUGCUCUCAGCUGAUACGCAGCAGACAAUCAAGACGCAACUCCAACAAACCAUCACCGACUUCGUCAGCGACGACCUAUUGGAGAGCGACCGGCUGCUAAUACUCUCCAUCCAAUACGCCCAGUCGCUCAUCGCGAUGUACACCCUCCUCCCGCAGGCAAGCGAGCGACAGGCCGUGCACCAGCGGCACAUGCGGCCCCUCCGGCGGCACCUGACCCUGGUGCGCGACAGGCUGGCGGCGUGCAUCGAGACCCUCGACGCCUACGUGGACGCGGCGGCCGCCACGGCGCCGGGCGGGACCGACAGCGGGAACUUCAUGGCGGCCGAGGCGCAGGUGCUGGCGGGCUACGCGCGCCAGGCGGCGCAGAACGCGCAGGUCUGCGCCGCCAGCCUGCGCGACACCAUCGCGCUGCUGGCCGACGACCUCGUCGCCCCGGGGCUCGACUACGCCGCGCGCCCGGGCGCGCUGCCGCACGUGCCGCAGCUGCGGAAGCGCGCCGCCACGCGCGAGGUCUACCGCCGCGCCGCGGUGAGGCCCCUCGCGUACCUGCGCGCCGCCGACCGCAGCCGCGCCUCCAUCGCCGUCACCAAGUGGCUCGCCGUGCUGGCCAGGCACCGCGGCGACAAGGAGGGCGGGCUCGAGGACUACCCCGUCGACCUGGGGGCCGUGGACGCGGACGCGUCGCCGCCGCGCAGCUUCCAUACUGCGAGGGAGAGCAGCAGGCCCUCGAGCGGGAGCACGCCGGUGAUCCCUGGUGGGUUCCCCGUGAGCCCGUGAGGGAGGAGGGGAGGGGAGGGGAGGGGGGUUGGUGUGUACGUUUCGUUAAGCUAGUUAU
Messenger RNA from Diaporthe batatas, 2422 nucleotides. RefSeq lists its product as uncharacterized. NCBI's taxonomy places the organism in Eukaryota, Fungi, Ascomycota, Sordariomycetes, Diaporthales, Diaporthaceae. The record is from RefSeq and is a predicted model, not a curated record. The coding region runs from base 1 to 2364 and encodes 787 amino acids. The transcript is spliced from 11 exons.